Molecule: messenger RNA, 2132 nt
Organism: Chondrus crispus (carragheen)
Lineage: Eukaryota; Rhodophyta; Florideophyceae; Gigartinales; Gigartinaceae
Product: NADP-malic enzyme
Exons: 2
Coding region: 1-1716 (571 amino acids)
Biological process (GO): malate metabolic process; pyruvate metabolic process
Cellular component (GO): mitochondrion
Molecular function (GO): NAD binding; malate dehydrogenase (decarboxylating) (NAD+) activity
Source: RefSeq, a predicted model, not a curated record
AUGGACGACGACCUAAACGAACGUUCCGAUGAAGUUCUGAAAACAAAGCAUAGGGGCUUAUCGGUCAUCCACGAUCCCUCAUUGAACCGCGGCAGUGGCUUUUCUGCCGAUGAAAGGGAGCGGCUGCUUUUGAGAGGUUUAGUUCCUCCGCGCCAACAAGCUCUGGAGCAGCAGAUCCAACGGGUCAUGACAACCUUUUCAAGGCAACGCACCGACUUAGAUAAAUUUCAGUUCCUGUCCAUGUUGAUGGAUAGGAAUACUGUGCUGUUCUACAGAAUACUCAUGGAUAACUUUGAGAAGCUCGCACCAAUUGUGUAUACACCGGUUGUUGGGGAAGCCUGCCAAAGGUUUCAUGCCAUUUACCGCCGUACUCGAGGGAUGUAUUUCAGUGUUGAGGACCGCGCUCAUUUUAGAACAAUGGUCUACAACUGGCCGGUUGAUGACGUCGAUGUGAUUGUUGUCACAGAUGGUUCUCGAGUCCUAGCGCUUGGAGAUUUAGGUUGUAACUCUAUGAAUAUCCCUAUUGGCAAGUUGUCUCUCUACGUUUCCGGUGCAGGUAUCUCUCCGACAAAUACCCUCCCGGUUGUGUUAGAUGUGGGAACUGACAACGUAGCACUGCGUGAUCAUCCUCUUUACUUGGGGCUGCCUCGGAAAAGGCUCAGAGGAGACGAGUACAUAAGCUUGAUUGAUGAAUGGAUCAGCGCAGUGCGCCACCGAUGGCCGAAUGCGCUUAUCCAGUUUGAAGAUUUUAGCAGCGACGUCGCAGCCACUCUUCUAAAGCGAUACAGACACAAACAUGCGCCUCUGUUCAACGAUGACAUCCAAUCAACUGGUUGCAUUGCAGUGGCCUCCGUCCUUUCGUCAUUACGGGCGCGCAGUAUGCAAUCAGCUGACAUCACAGGCGAGAGGAUACUUUGUGCUGGGGCUGGUUCAGCGGGGUUAGGUGUGUGCGAAGCAAUCGCACAGGCGAUCGAAGCGGAGGGUGCGACGCCGGAAGAUGCCUACGACCGAUUCUACGUCGUGGACGAAAAUGGCUUACUGGGGGCCAGUACGGACUCCAGGAAAGACUGCCCCACACGGAGAAAGUUUCAACGAUCCGACUUGGCGGCUGGCAUGCCCCUAGGGGAGGUGAUUGAUACGGUGAAGCCAACAGUGUUACUUGGUCUGAGCGGACGUGGUGGGCUGUUUACAGAGGAGGUGGUGAAGAAAAUGGCAAAGCACGUGGUCCAGCCCGUUAUUUUCCCAAUGUCCAAUCCGUCUACUGCUUCAGAGUGCACGGCGGAGCAAGCGUUUCAGUGGACUUCUGGUCGAGCGAUUUUUGCGUCCGGAUCGCCUUUCGGGAACGUGACGAUGCCCGAUGGGGAGGUGAAAUACUCCAACCAGGCAAACAACGUCUACUCGUUCCCUGGGUUGGGUCUCGCCGUGACUGCUCUGAGAAUUUCGUGUGUUACAGAUUCUAUGUUUCUCGCUGCGGCGAGGACGAUUGCGACGCUCCUACCUGACGAGGAGGUGAAGAAGGGUUUGCUGUUUCCGGGCGUGAAGAAGCUGAGAGCUGUGAGCGUGGAGGUGGCUGCAUCCGUGGCGCAAGUUGCCAUAAAUCAGGGACUGACGGGCCAGGCUCUCCCUGAUAGUGCGUUGCAAUCUCGCGAUGGUCUGAAGGAAUUCUUGCGUGAGCAGAUGUGGGAGCCGAAGUAUGGCCACAUAGUGGCUGGAUAAGGGAAGCGGAGGAGGCGUAGAUUAAGUGAUUCGGAAUGUGAGGUGAGGAUCAGGUAUUACAGAGACGCGACCACGUCGGGCGGGUCAGGGUGUGUAGACGACUUGGCUCUUACCGCGAAUGCGGCUGGUAGCAUACGCCUCGAAUUCUGCCGCGCUUCAAGGUCACGGUCGCCUUUUCCUUGUUCACAUUAACGGAGGCGAUUUGUCGUCUAGUGUGCAAGGCGCAGCCGUGAAAGCCUAGAGACGAGGGUUCCGUACGUUCUUCAUGUGAAGAUACUGAACACAGCCUUGAGAUCUCAUGCCAUGACAGGUGUGGCCGUGGAGUGGUGAGAUUUUUGUGGAUGAGACAGUUUAAGGAGCGUUUCCGGGCCCGCACAUAAAUUCUCAUGGAAAGAGGCAAAUUUCUAGGCCACUCA